Marasmius oreades (fairy-ring Marasmius) is the source of this 1350-nucleotide messenger RNA. RefSeq lists its product as uncharacterized. Lineage: Eukaryota; Fungi; Basidiomycota; Agaricomycetes; Agaricales; Marasmiaceae. The record is from RefSeq and is a predicted model, not a curated record. The transcript has 12 exons. The coding region runs from base 324 to 1091 and encodes 255 amino acids.
CUGGGCCUGACACUGACAGUGAGUACUUCCCACCAUUGGGAGAAACUAGGUACUGCCACAUGCUACUUGUCGGUCAUCUAUCAUAUAUCAUCGACUGCAGCCGCAAUUCAGACAACGGGUCCUAUUCCUGCGUCUGACAAGGCUCAUGAGUAGGAAUCAGGCAGAGUUCACCGUCUCUCUUCAUUCCAGUUAGGAUUCAUGGCGUUCGUUCGAGACACCACAAUUGGUGCACUGGAAAUUGGCGUGCUCGUUGCAACGUUCCUCUUCGGCGUAACUUGCGCGCAGGUUCUUCGGUAUUUUCGAGACUCUACAAAAGAUCCCAGAUGGGUGAAGAUACUGAAUAUCUUGACCGUCACUCUAUCAAGGUCGCCGCUGUCUGGUUUUUGGACCUUUCACACGCAGUCGCUUCAUGCCACUAUCUAUACACAACUACAAUAUCUCAAUAUGGGCAUCCCGAGUUGCUUCUCGUACCGCCGUUGUCAUUUGACUUCAUCAUACUCAUUAAUGGUUUAAUUGGUGCUUUGGAAGAGACCUGGUUUAUUCGCCGCUUGUACACCUUCUCCAAGAAUGUAUGGAUCUCCGGGCUCUGUGGGGUUCUUGCGUUCGCUCGAUUUUCAUUCACGAUGACGAUCACAAUCAUAAGCUUUCAACUCCUUCCACUUCCCGUUUUCAUUGAAAAUUGGUGGUGGCUUACUGCAGGAACGGUGAUAAUCGGCGCAAUAACUGAUGUUUCUAUUGUAUCGUCUCUCUGCCACUAUCUCUGGCGUUGGAGACGAGCGGAAUGUCGAAGAAUCACCAAACUUAUCGACCGCGUCAUUCUCUGUGCCAUUGAAACGAGCUUCUUUACGAGCCUCGUCGCUGUCCUUCUCCUUGUCUGUUUUUUGACUAUGCCUACGAACUUCAUUUGGAUCGGAAUCUACAUGCUGCUUCCACGAGUUUUCGCCAACUCGUUGCUUUUCUCAUUGAACUUUCGUGAAUCGCUAUCUCAAGCGUUCGGUGCAACACUCUCUAAUCCGGAGGCAGGAUUGACGAGACGCAAUUCAUUAUACGGGAUCGAUUCUCAGCCAGUUGUCAUGAAUGACAUCUGGUGACUCUUUCACGCAUUCAGUGCAUGUCCCGAUGUCGACGUUACCGGGUCGAUAAAUGAAAUCAAAAUCAAUCGAUUGGCCGCGGUGUGUUUUGGGGCCAGGGACGCCACCGAAUCCUGUAAACGAUUGAAGAACGCAUGGAACUCUUUUGGGGGUUAACGCCGUGUACAGUACUAGUGGUGUGCGAUCGGACAACUGUAGAUUCCCGCCUUUUAUGAUGUUGUGCGAUGUAAUAGUUCAUUACAACCGAUCUGUGUCCGAA